Molecule: messenger RNA, 1320 nt
Organism: Saccharomyces kudriavzevii IFO 1802
Lineage: Eukaryota; Fungi; Ascomycota; Saccharomycetes; Saccharomycetales; Saccharomycetaceae
Gene: PEX3
Product: Pex3p
Exons: 1
Coding region: 1-1320 (439 amino acids)
Biological process (GO): protein import into peroxisome membrane
Cellular component (GO): peroxisomal membrane
Molecular function (GO): protein-macromolecule adaptor activity
Source: RefSeq, a predicted model, not a curated record
AUGCCCCCAAAUCAAAGAUCACGCUCGCUUCUGCAGAGACAUCGAGGAAAGUUACUCAUUUCGUUGACUGGGAUAGCUGCUUUGUUCACUACAGGGUCGGUGGUAGUGUUCUUCGUGAAGAGGUGGCUGUAUAAACAGCAGUUGCGGAUUACCGAACAGCACUUUAUUAAGGAGCAGAUCAAGAGAAGAUUUGAGCAGACGCAGGAGGAUUCAUUGUACACGAUAUAUGAGCUACUGCCGGUAUGGGAGAUGGUUCUGAAUGAAAGCAAUUUGGAUUUAGAUAGUAUCAUUACUCAAUUAAAGGACCAGAAAAACCAUACCACUAGGGAAAAGUCUGUCAAAAGCAUAGAGAGUUCACCAUUGAAGACGAAAGCUGAAUUAUGGAAUGAGUUGGAACUAAAGAGUUUGAUUAAGCUGACAACAGUGACAUACACAGUGUCCUCAUUGAUUCUUUUAACAAGACUACAACUAAAUAUCCUGACAAGAAACGAGUAUCUGGACUCUGCGAUAAAACUUACCAUGGAGCAAGAAAACUCCAACAAGCUCAACAGCAGGCUAUAUAACUGGGUUACAUCAUGGUGGAGCAAUCCGGAGGAGAAGAUGAGUGAUGCAACGGCAGCAAAAGAUACAAAAAUGGACGGCCAAGAGGUGUAUAUCAACGAGCAAGCCUUCCUGUCACUGUCCUGGUGGAUCUUGAACAAGGGUUGGCUGCACUACAAUGAAAUAAUCACCAACCAAAUCGAAAUUGAGUUUAGCGGCGUAAACCCAAGGGACACUUUAACGCUAGAAGAAUUUAGUUCGCGCCUCACAAAGAUUUUCCAGAAUAUCAAUUCCCAAAUAUUCCAAGAAAACAAUGACAGCCUUCUUUCGAUUUUCCUACCCAAAACCUCUAGCGAGCAAGAGUUCCUACUUUCGCAAACGCUUGAUCCGGAAGCGCUAGAAAGCUUCCACACCAACACCUUGAUUUUCAAGCAACUGAUAAACGAACUGACCCAGUGCAUCGAAAGCACGGUAACAUCCAUAGUGUUGGAAUCGCUGAUAAACGAAUCGUUCCAUUUUAUAAUGAACAAAGUCGGCGCGAAGACCAUGGCCAAGAAGAAGCCGGGCCAAGAGGAUCAGCAAUACUACCAAAUGGCCGUUUUCACCAUGUCAAUCAAGGACUGUUGCCAAGAAAUGCUCCAAACCGCGCCAGGAUCGGCCCACGGUGGCGGCGUGAACGAAUACCUAGCCACUUUAGACUCCGUACAGCCACUGGACGACCUGAGUGCCAGCGUGUACAGCAACUUUGGCGUCUCCAGCUCGUACGGCUUCAAGAGGUGA